AUGGAGGGGACGUCGAGGCUGGGAGGGCGCCCAGUGCAGAGCCUGAGGCAGGAGCAGUCAAGGUGUGCUAAAGGCAGCAAGGCGUCUGCUGCACCUCCACAGAUGAGUGUGUGUGUGUACACUGGCAUGUCUGUGUGUACGGCCAGUAUGCACAAGCGUGUGGGUGUGUUCGUGGGAAUCUUUUUUGUUUCUCUGUUGGAAACAAGCAUUUCGGCACGACUAAUCAUGUGUGCCUACUUCUGGCGGCUCAGCAGUAAGAACUGCCAAAACGGAUGGCAACUGGAAGGAGGAACUGUGAGGACCUUGUCCCUGCUUCCAUCGCUCCUUCUCCUCCUCCUGAUUGUGGUGACAGCAUCUUGCACAGAAACAGAAAACUGUGAGAAUGUCCAAAAGACUUGCCCUGUGAUUGCCUGUGGUUCUCCAGGCAUCAGCAGCUUCCCAGGCAAAGAUGGGCAUGAUGGUGCCAAGGAAGAAAAGGGAGAACCAGGCCAAGGACUCAGAGGCUUGCAAGGCCCUCCUGGAAAGGCAGGGCCUCAAGGAAUCCCAGGGACUCCUGGGUUACCAGGACCAGUGGGCCAAAAAGGAGACCCUGGAGAUGAUUUGGUUGACCAUAUUACCCUGGCUGCUUCAGAAAGAGCAGCCCUGCGAUCAGAAUUGGACCGUAUCAAAAAGUGGCUGAUCUUCUCUCAGGGCAAACAAGUUGGGAAGAAGUUCUUCCUCACCAAUGGUAAAAAGAUGACCUUUGCUGCAGUGAAGGCUCUGUGUGCCCAGUCCCAGGCCUCUGUGGCCACCCCUAUGAACGCUGAAGGAAACAAGGCCAUCCUGGAGUUAGCCAGUGCAGAGGCCUUCCUGGGCAUCACAGAUGAGAAGCCUGAAGGCCAGUUUGUGGAUCUGACAGGAAGGGAGUUAACCUACCAAAACUGGGAUAGUCAUGAGCCCAACAACGCUGAUUCUGGGGAAGACUGUGUGAUCAUCUUGAAAAACUGCAAGUGGAAUGACAUCACCUAUUCCUCCUCCUUCUUGGCUGUCUGCGAGUUCCCUGCCUGA
This is a messenger RNA of Camelus dromedarius (Arabian camel), 1047 nucleotides long. RefSeq names its product mannose binding lectin 2 (gene MBL2). The record is from RefSeq and is a predicted model, not a curated record. The coding region runs from base 1 to 1047 and encodes 348 amino acids. Gene Ontology annotation, cellular component: multivesicular body. NCBI's taxonomy places the organism in Eukaryota, Metazoa, Chordata, Mammalia, Artiodactyla, Camelidae. The transcript is spliced from 5 exons.